Molecule: messenger RNA, 1098 nt
Organism: Enhydra lutris kenyoni (northern sea otter)
Lineage: Eukaryota; Metazoa; Chordata; Mammalia; Carnivora; Mustelidae
Gene: M1AP
Product: meiosis 1 associated protein
Exons: 6
Coding region: 1-1098 (365 amino acids)
Biological process (GO): male meiosis chromosome separation; meiosis I; spermatogenesis
Source: RefSeq, a predicted model, not a curated record
AUGUAUCAUGGGCGAAGCACUGGUAAAGGACCCACCACUCCCACGCAGAUUUACCAGCAACCUCCAAGGCUUCUCAUUGUGCACAUUGCUCUACCAGCCUGGGCUGACAUCUGCUCCAACCUCUGUGAGGCUCUGCAGAACUUUUUCUCUCUAGCUUGCAGCUUGAUGGGCCCCAGCCGCAUGUCCCUCUUCAGCUUAUACGUGGUACAAAAUCAGCACGAGUGUAUCCUUCCCUUUGUGCAAGUGAAAGGGAACUUUGUUAGGCUGAAGGCCUGCAUCUCAGAACUCCACAUGUUGCAGAGAGAAGGCUGUUUCAGGCCACAUAGCACUUCCCUGCACCUGGCAGUACAGGAUGGCCUUCAGCAGUUCAAACAGUACAGCAGACAUGUGACCACAGGUGCAUCUCUGAGCUUCACUUCCCUGGAGAUUACUGUUCUGACUUCCCAGCCUGGAAAGGAGGUGGUCAAACAAUUGGAGGAAGGAUUGAAAGAUACAGACCUAGUCAGGGUCAGGAGACUUCAGGUGGUUGAAAUCACUAAGGGAGACCUAGAGUAUAUGGACUCAGUAUCCCCUGCUGAAGAGCUUGGCAGCGAUGAGAGUUCUAUCCUGGGAACUGACAUUGACCUUCAAACUAUAGACAACGAUGUUGUCAGCAUGGAGAUUUUCUUCAAAGCCUGGUUACAUAACAGUGGAACAGACCAAGAACAUAUCCAUCUUCUUCUUCCUUCACGGUGUUUCAGCAACAUUUCCAAAGCCAGAGAUGAUUCAAUGUGCCUGAAAUGUGAUCUCCAAGAACGACUCCUCAGCCCAUCCCUGCUCCCUGGCACAGCUGAUGGCUCCUUGAGAAUGGAUGACCCCAAAGGAGACUUUAGCACACUCUACCAGAUGGCCUCCCAAUCGUCAGCCUCUCGUUACAAGCUCCGGGUGAUCAAGGCUCUAAAUUCCAGUGGGAUCUGCGAGUCAUUGACAUAUGGACUGCCCUUCAUCCUCAGACCCACAAGUUGUUGGCAGCUGGACUGGAAUGAGCUGGAGACAAAUCAGCAACACUUCCAUGCCUUGUGUCACAGCCUGCUGGUGAGUAUUCAUGUCCCCAGAUGA